Messenger RNA from Penicilliopsis zonata CBS 506.65, 996 nucleotides. RefSeq lists its product as hypothetical. Lineage: Eukaryota; Fungi; Ascomycota; Eurotiomycetes; Eurotiales; Aspergillaceae. The record is from RefSeq and is a predicted model, not a curated record. The coding region runs from base 44 to 886 and encodes 280 amino acids. The transcript has a single exon.
AUUUUAUUCUAAUUGCUCUAAACCUAUGUUUAUUAUUAAUAAUAUGGAUCCCCUCUCUACCAUUGAUCUAUUGACAGCCAUGUUCCCCUCACCAGGGGAGCUGGACAUCCCCCCAUCCACUCUGCAGAGCAUCGAGAAGCUGCGCGCCUGGAGCGAGGACAGCAAAACCACCCCGCUAUCGGGGAUACCAACAAGUCUCCUGCUGGCCGUGCGACUACCCAUUGCCGAGGACAAGAGCAUCCAAGUCAAUCUGUCAAUCCCAGUCAGUCUAGACCAGCAAGGAGAAGAGGAGGAGCUUCCAGUUUCGUAUUCCCUGCGCCAGCCGGACUGGAUGUCCAAAGCGGAGGUUUCGCGAUUAUCCACCGCGAUGCCUGUCGACGACGUAUUUGCUGCAUUCGAAUAUCUUCAAGAAACGGCAUUGGAUUUUAUGAAUACUCAAUCAGAAACUAUCGCGACUGUUGAUACUACCACUGCUACCACUGUUACACCCACUCUCGUCCGUGUGUGGUUCUAUUUCCCCUCCCUUUCCACCCGCGGCAAACGAGACGAUCUAGUAAAAUAUGCGCCAUUGUAUAACCUAUCCGGAUUCGUACUGGCAGGGAAACCAGGCAUCCUGUGUCUGGAGGGAGACCCAGGCGACAUCGACGAGUAUAUGGCUUUCAUCAAAACACAUUCCUGGGGAGAUAUCCCCAGUCACCAGAAGAAGGUCAGCGAGCGGUUCCGUGAGGUAGAGGGGGUGCAGCGAAGGUUUUCCUGCAUGGAGGAGAUCACGGAUUCCUUGGGUGAGCGCAGUGGGCAGAGGGUGAAUCGGGGGGAUAUGCAGGCUUUGCAGGUCUGGUUGAAGGCGAGAGGGUUACAGGAGGCUUUCAAUAAAGUUUUACUAUAAUACAACUAUACCCAUAGAGCUUGUUUUGAAUCAGACUGGUAGAAUAAGAAAUUAUCGCCUUUAGGGCUAAUGGACACAAGCAUGGAAUAGAUCAAUAUCAUCUAUAGCUC